AUGGGCGAGCUGAGGAGGAUGGGAGCGAGCCCUAGGAGGAUGGGAGCGAGCCAGAGGAGGAUGGGAGCGAGCACUUGGAGGAUGGAGCGAGCCGGGAGGAGCGAGCCUGAGGAGGAUGGGAGCGAGCCUGAGGAGGAUGGGAGCGAGCCAGAGGAGGAUGGGAGGAGCGAGCACUUGGAGGAUGGGAGCGAGCACUUGGAGGAUGGGAGCGAGCCCUAG
This is a messenger RNA of Knipowitschia caucasica, 219 nucleotides long. NCBI's taxonomy places the organism in Eukaryota, Metazoa, Chordata, Actinopteri, Gobiiformes, Gobiidae. The record is from the annotation of a GenBank genome assembly.